CUGGACUGUUAUGCAGGGGGAUGAUAUUUCCAAUGACGCUUCUGCGUGUAAGGAGAUUCUGGGUGGGCUGGGCACCCCAUAUGAAGUUGAACGUGCCCGUUCUGCACCUCGGGAGCUGCGCAUCAACCAACUUUCUACCAUGCUAGUAGGAAGUUCCAUAGUGGCGAACGCCAUUUUGGAAGACUACAGGGUGUUAGGUCGCAGGGAGGAGGAAGCUGCUCGCUUGCGGGCCGAAGCGGAAGAGUUAGUCAAGGCUGCUCGUGCGGGUGCGGAGCAGCUUGAGAAGGAUAGAGCUGCUUUUGAGAAGCAGAAACAGACCUCGGAGUGGGCUGCCACUGCUCAGCUGAAACAGGAGUUAACGAAUGCCAAGGCAGCGAACGCUGCUUUGGUCAAAGAAAAGGCUGCAGCUGAGGCGGUUGCGGUUAAGGCGCAACAAGCACAGGCCCUGGCUGUUAAGGCGCUGGGAGAGGCCAAGGAAACGGGGGCCCAUACUGCGAAGACCCUUGAUGAGGCCAAAGAGAGGGAAAACCGCACUUCGAAGGCUCUGGAAGAGGCGAACGCUGAGCGUACCCGCUUGGGUAAGGUUGUUGCUAGCCUUCAGGCUGAUGUUAAGGCCUGGAAGGUCGCGGUUAAAGACCUUACUGCCCGCGUAUCGGUUGCGGAAGAGCGGGCUAAUGCUGCUGUUGAGGCCAAGGACGCCGUGACAUCUUCUUUUAACCAGCUUGAGGCUGACCGUGAGUGGAUGCGGAGUCAUGGUAUCACGCGUGCGGUGUUAUCGAAGAGCGAUCCGGGUUUCGUGACGUGGACACCGAAAGUCGCCUGA
Molecule: messenger RNA, 823 nt
Organism: Helianthus annuus (common sunflower)
Lineage: Eukaryota; Viridiplantae; Streptophyta; Magnoliopsida; Asterales; Asteraceae
Product: chromosome partition protein Smc-like
Exons: 4
Coding region: 11-823 (270 amino acids)
Source: RefSeq, a predicted model, not a curated record